AGCCCAGGGCGUCCGGGCAUCUCAGCAGUUGCUCUGAAGGCCCCGGGUGUUUAUCUCCCCUCAGGCAGCUGACCUGCCUCCCGUUUCUUGAGCAGAGCAGUGGAAUUUGGUGGAAGAGACCCAGACCUCCGGCCACCCAGAUUAGAGAGUUUUGUGCUGAGGUCCCUAUAUGGUUGUGUUAGCCUGAACGCCAGGCCCAAGUCUGUCUUUGUUCCUUGUUUGGGAAGCAAAGGGGAGGGAAGCAGGCCAAGGGGCUAUAUAACCCUUCAGUGUUCAGCUUCCCUGAACACCACCCAGAGCGGAGAAGCCCAGCUGAGCGCUGUCAGGGACCCUGUGAAGCAGCUCCAGCCGAGAUGUGCGAAGAAGAAGACAGCACUGCCCUCGUGUGUGACAACGGUUCUGGGCUCUGUAAGGCCGGCUUUGCUGGGGACGAUGCUCCCCGUGCCGUUUUCCCAUCCAUUGUGGGGCGCCCCAGGCAUCAGGGAGUAAUGGUGGGCAUGGGACAAAAGGACAGCUACGUGGGGGACGAAGCACAGAGCAAAAGAGGAAUCCUGACCUUGAAGUACCCGAUAGAACAUGGCAUCAUCACCAACUGGGACGAUAUGGAAAAGAUAUGGCACCACUCUUUCUACAACGAGCUUCGUGUCGCCCCCGAAGAGCAUCCAACUCUGCUCACCGAGGCGCCCCUGAACCCCAAGGCCAACCGGGAGAAAAUGACCCAGAUUAUGUUUGAGACGUUCAAUGUCCCGGCCAUGUAUGUGGCUAUUCAGGCGGUGCUGUCCCUCUACGCCUCUGGACGUACCACUGGCAUUGUGCUGGACUCGGGAGACGGGGUCACCCACAACGUGCCCAUCUACGAGGGCUACGCCCUGCCCCACGCCAUCAUGCGUCUGGACCUGGCCGGCCGCGACCUCACCGACUACCUCAUGAAGAUCCUGACCGAGCGCGGCUACUCCUUCGUGACCACCGCCGAGCGUGAGAUUGUCCGGGACAUCAAGGAGAAGCUGUGCUAUGUAGCUCUAGACUUUGAAAAUGAGAUGGCCACAGCCGCGUCCUCCUCCUCCCUUGAGAAGAGCUACGAGCUGCCCGACGGGCAGGUGAUCACCAUCGGGAACGAGCGCUUCCGCUGCCCAGAGACCCUGUUCCAGCCGUCCUUCAUCGGGAUGGAGUCUGCCGGCAUCCACGAAACCACCUACAACAGCAUCAUGAAGUGCGACAUUGACAUCAGGAAGGACCUGUAUGCCAACAACGUCCUCUCCGGGGGCACCACCAUGUACCCGGGCAUCGCCGACCGCAUGCAGAAGGAGAUCACCGCCCUGGCGCCCAGCACCAUGAAGAUCAAGAUCAUUGCCCCUCCGGAGCGCAAAUACUCUGUCUGGAUCGGGGGUUCCAUCCUGGCCUCUCUGUCCACCUUCCAGCAGAUGUGGAUCAGCAAACAGGAAUACGACGAGGCCGGGCCAUCCAUCGUCCACCGCAAAUGCUUCUAAAACACUUCCUUGCUCUCUUGUCUGUCUCUGGCACACAACUGUGAAUGUUUUGUGGAGUAACGCCUUCGAUUCUUUUCCAAAUCAUUCCUAGCCAAAGCUCUGACUUGUUACCUACGUGUUUUUUAAUAAAUCUGAAAUACGUUACUGGUAA
This is a messenger RNA of Leopardus geoffroyi (Geoffroy's cat), 1638 nucleotides long. It is a transcript of the gene ACTA2, whose product is annotated as actin alpha 2, smooth muscle. The coding region runs from base 354 to 1487 and encodes 377 amino acids. Lineage: Eukaryota; Metazoa; Chordata; Mammalia; Carnivora; Felidae. The record is from RefSeq and is a predicted model, not a curated record. The transcript has 9 exons.